UUCCCUUCUGCAAACCAAGAUGGCGGCGGGCCAAGGUAGAGAGGAGCUUGUUCGUGGACAGGCUUUUGAUGUAGGACCACGAUACAGUAACUUGAGUUAUAUUGGAGAGGGAGCAUAUGGAAUGGUGUGUUCAGCGAAUGAUAAUAGUACAGGACAGCGUGUCGCUAUCAAGAAGAUCAGUCCAUUUGAGCAUCAGACCUACUGUCAGAGAACACUUCGAGAAAUCAAGAUUUUACGACGAUUCAAACACGAAAAUAUCAUAGGUAUUUUGGACAUAAUUCGUGCGCCGACUAUACAGGAUAUGAGAGACGUCUAUAUUGUUCAAACCCUAAUGGAGACUGAUUUGUACAAGCUACUCAAGACACAGCAACUUAGCAAUGAUCAUGUCUGCUACUUUCUCUACCAAAUCUUGAGAGGGCUCAAGUAUAUUCAUUCAGCCAAUGUUCUUCAUCGAGACUUGAAACCAAGUAAUCUGCUUCUGAAUACUACUUGUGACUUAAAGAUUUGUGAUUUUGGUUUGGCUCGAGUUGCUGACCCAGAACAUGAUCAUACAGGUUUCUUGACUGAAUAUGUAGCAACCAGAUGGUACAGAGCUCCUGAGAUCAUGCUGAACUCUAAAGGAUACAGCAAAGCUAUUGAUAUCUGGUCAGUAGGGUGUAUUCUGGGUGAGAUGUUAGCUAACAGGCCUCUCUUUCCUGGAAAACACUAUCUUGAUCAGUUAAACCUUAUUCUCAAUGUCCUGGGCUCUCCAAGUGAGGAUGACCUGUCAUGUAUUAUGAAUGAAAAGGCCCGUAGCUACCUGAAAUCUCUUCCUUAUAAGCCAGUUGUGUCCUGGGGUAGGAUUUACCCUAAUGCAGAAGAAAAAGCUUUGGAUCUAAUCAACAAGAUGCUGGCAUUCAAUCCCAACAGAAGAAUAACAAUUGAGGAAGCUUUAGCACAUCCAUACUUGGAGCAGUAUUAUGAUCCCCAAGAUGAGCCUAUUGCUGAGGAACCAUUCAGGUUUGAAACAGAACUGGAUGAUUUACCAAAAGAGAAACUUAAAGAGCUAAUUUUCCAAGAAACAGCUCACUACCCAUCAUCUGGUGCCUCCAGAUCAUAAGGGCUGGUGAUAGCAUUGAUUGGUGAGACUGGUUGACAUGGUAACAGAUGAAAAUGGCCUGAAUAAAUAAAUCAUUUUUAAAAGCUAAUGAAAAAGGCUUCUAUGUCAAAAAAUAUAGCGUAUCCAUUACAAUUUAUAGUUUUCAUUACUUCAUGUGUAUUUGACACAUAUCCAUGGAGUUUAUAGCCAGCAAGCCCAAACCAAAGUUGAUUUCAUAAGCAUGAAUAUGAAACGAUUCUUUGCGUGUUUAUCAUUUAUGUUAGACGCAAUAUGAUUUUUUUGACUAUAUUAUCAGAUUGUUUUAAAUACCCUAGUUUUGACAAGUGAUUAAACUCAAAAAAUUAUUAAAAUGUUGAAUCCGAAGUAAUUUCACAUCCAUCUAUGUAUUACUUUCAUUAUUGUUUUUGGCUUGCUGUCUUCUUGUAAAGAAAUAAUUAUUUGAAUAUGCUAAUCACUUUUUGUCCAUGAAUCAUAGUUAAGAACUAUUUUCAAGUAAGAAAUUUUGCAUAACUUUAUCAGUGAAAUAUAAUGUUUUGCUUUUGAUUCAUGAUGAGUGCAUUACAACAUGAAUGUACAAUAAAUGAACUUGAUAUAAAUUUAAUAAUGUAUGAAUAGAUUAUAAGUUAAUUGAUAGUGCAAUGGAAGCAAUGUGGUUCAACAUUUAACAUAUUCAUGAGGCCGAUAUGAGAGCGAUAAAGGAGUUUUGGCUCAACCUUCAAGAAGCAGGGAUAUUGUUUAAGGUGACAUCAGAAAGGAACAUGUGACAGUUACAUUGCUGACUUGUGUGAUGUAUUUUCCAACUAUACUUUCCUAUUUAGUUCUCAUAUAGGAGAAUUGUCUUGUAGGAUUCAUAUCUGACCUUGAACUUGUUUUGUGGCUAAGAGAUAACAGCUGAUUAAGUACUCAAAGGCGUACAAACAAUACUUAUUAUAUCACCCUUCUAAACCCAUAAAACUACCCUCCAAGGAAGUUCAAGAAAAGGUCUCAUCUCAGACCCUUUGAGAUGUGAUUUUAUUCAAAUUAAAUUGUACAAGACAAACUAGCAAAUGCACGCUAAUAAUGAAAUUUUGUAUGUUUGAAGAUUAGAUUUAACAACAAUCAAUUGUACAAUUUCUAAUUUGGCUAUUGAUAUGUGUAUUAGCUAUAAACACCUACUAGAGACAAUCGUGAAAGUCUUGACUUAUUGUACAAGAAAGCUGUGGUCUAGGAGAAGUCCAAACAACUUUUUUGUUCCAAGUAGAUAAUUAUUGUAUAUAGGUAGUAGUUAUUUACUUUUGUAGUAGUUUUGGGUGAGUUGUCCCUUCUCUGAGACAACUUCAAUAAAAAUAUUUGCAACCUAUCUAGGUUCUAUUGAAA
Messenger RNA from Exaiptasia diaphana, 2455 nucleotides. RefSeq names its product mitogen-activated protein kinase 1. Gene Ontology annotation, cellular component: cytoplasm; nucleus. Gene Ontology annotation, molecular function: ATP binding; MAP kinase activity. Lineage: Eukaryota; Metazoa; Cnidaria; Anthozoa; Actiniaria; Aiptasiidae. The transcript is spliced from 11 exons. The record is from RefSeq and is a predicted model, not a curated record. Gene Ontology annotation, biological process: intracellular signal transduction; protein phosphorylation. Bases 20 to 1099 code for a protein of 359 amino acids.